This is a messenger RNA of Sungouiella intermedia, 1020 nucleotides long. NCBI's taxonomy places the organism in Eukaryota, Fungi, Ascomycota, Pichiomycetes, Serinales, Metschnikowiaceae. The record is from the annotation of a GenBank genome assembly.
AUGUGCUUGUACCAGUAUCUUAUUGCUGUGAGACAACAGGAUGGUCAACAAUUGACCAGUGAAGAUGGUGAGACUACAUCGCAUUUGCUGGGCAUGUUCUACCGAACAAUUCGACUUGUGGAGAAUGGAAUCAAGCCACUAUAUGUUUUCGAUGGAAAGCCUCCAGUGUUGAAAGGUGGAGAAUUGGAGAAGAGAUUGUUAAAAAGACAGGAGGCUGAAAAGCAAAUCGAAGAGUUGAAAGAAACUGGUACGGUGGAGGAGUUGAUGAAGUACGAGAAGAGAACCGUUCGGGCAUCCAGAGAACAGAACGACGAGGCCAAAAAGCUCUUAGAAUUGAUGGGAAUUCCAUAUGUUUUAGCACCAUCAGAGGCAGAAGCACAAUGUGCUGAAUUGGCUCGUGGAGGAAAGGUUUUCGCUGCCGCAUCUGAAGAUAUGGAUACCUUGUGUUAUGAACCCAAGUUUCUCUUGAGACAUUUGACCAUGGCUGAGGCACGAAAGAUGCCAAUUGAUCAAAUCGAAUACAGUGAGAUGUUAAAGGGACUUGAUAUGGAUAGACUGACAUUUGUGGACUUGUGUAUAUUGCUAGGGUGUGACUACUGUGAAACUAUCAAGGGUAUUGGUCCAGUGACGGCAUUCAAGCUCAUGAAGGAACACGGAUCGUUGGAAAAGAUCGUCAAGUGGAUUGAAGAUAACCCUGAGAAGACAAAGUACAAGAUUCCAGAGAAUUGGCCAUAUGACGAGGCCAAGCAGUUAUUUAUGAACCCAGAGAUCAGUAAGGCAGAGGAUGUGAACUUCAAAUGGGAAGAACCCAACGUGGAUGGACUUGUGGAGUUUAUGGUAAAACAAAAGGGCUUCAACGAGGAUAGAAUCAGGAGCGGAGCGGAAAAGCUCAAGAAGGGCUUGAAAGGUGGAGUCCAGGGCCGUUUGGAUGGAUUCUUCACUGUGGUGAAGCUGAGUUCACCAAAGAGAAAGAACGAGAAGGAAACAAAGGGGAAGGGGAAGAAGAAGGCCAAGCGUUAG